UUGUGCAUUAUACUGUCAAUGUCCCGCCUAAACCUUCCUCAGUAGUGAAAACCCCCAAGUACGCACAACAUAUGAACGCCGCUGAUUGUGUGUGGGAUUUUACACAGUAGUCUAAGUGGCCUAGAUUUUGUCUGUCUGUUGCUUGUGAUGAGAUUACAUUUUCCAUAUCUUUGAGGACGGAAUAGGAUAGAACUCGAGCUGUAGUUUGACUUCCCAUGUAAGUGGAGUUGAGACGUGAUUGUGGGACUGUCCGCUGUCUGUCUGAAGGGUUCCUGUUCCCAUGUCGCCUCUAGGCAGGUCAGUGACUGAUAGGCGUCACCCAGCACCUGGCCCAAUGUAAAGAGCACCAACAGGUGGGACCCGGGAAACGGUGACAACUGCUCUUACUCAAUCAAUAUUUAACAAGCCUCUGAAUCAUUCAGGAUGAUUUGCUUUGUUUUUCUAGUUUCCACAUUAGUCUAUUGUCACCUACUUUGACAUAGGUGAAGGACUGCCAUUUGUAGAAGGCCUCAUGACUGUAUAUUCAUCACUGACUGGCAGCGCUUCCCUAUACAACCAGCCGUUGACUGUGGGCCAUUGCAUUGAAGUGAAAACUGUUUCACGUCUGUUCUCAAAGCUUCAUUGUUACUGUUGAAUCAAGCCAUAAAGGGCAACUCACUCUUUCAUAAAAACUCUUUCAUUCAAAUGUUCUACAUCCCGGGCCAACUGAAUCACAGACGGGGAGACAAAGCUGUUUAAUGCUGUCCAGCAGCAUUUUUAAUCCCAGGUGACAAGGACAGAGACAAGUAGAUUACUUAAUGUAAUGCUGACUGUAGAUGUUCCUGUUUGUCCUCAAGGUUAGCCGAGUAUUAAACCAUAUUUAGAGGCAUUCAGUAAUUUGGUGGCUGGUGAAUGGAAGUUUUCAUGGUUUUAGUAAAAAAAUAAAAAGCUUAGUGAGACAUUAAAAAUAGGUUUCCUCAGCCCAUGUCUGGAAUGUAUUUAACCUUCGACUGUAACACAUGAAUCAUCUUUAAAAGCCGGUGGAAGCCACUCUAGAUGUCUUUCAGAUGUACCAUGUGCUGUUGUAGGAGGAGGAGGACACCCAGGAUGGAGGCAUCCUGCCUGGAACUGGCCCUUGAGGGGGAGCGGCUCUGUAAGAUUGGUGACUACCACGCGGGGGUGUCCUUCUUUGAGGCAGCCAUCCAGGUCGGUACGGAGGACCUGCAGGUUCUGAGUGCCAUCUACAGCCAGCUGGGCAAUGCCUACUUCCACCUGCACGACUAUGCCAAGGCACUGGAGUUUCACCACCACGACCUCACCUUGACCAGGACCGUUGGGGACCAGCUGGGAGAGGCCAAGGCCAGUGGUAACCUAGCCAACACUUUGAAGGUGUUGGGGAGGUUUGAUGAGGCUGUGGUCUGCUGUCAGAGACACUUGGACAUUGCCAUGGACCUGUUUGACAAGGUGGGGCAGGCAAGGGCGCUCUAUAACUUUGGGAAUGUGUAUCAUGCCAAAGGCAAGAGCAUCUGCUGGAGCGGUGCAGAGCCGGGGGAGUUCCCUGACGAGGUCAUGACUGCACUUAGGAAAGCAGCAGAAUACUACCAAGCCAACUUAUCCAUAGUGAAGGAUCUCGGAGACAGGGCUGCCCAGGGCAGAACAUAUGGUAACCUUGGCAACACGCAGUACCUGUUAGGAAACUUUCGGAAUGCAGUAGCGUCACAUGAACAGCGCCUUCAGAUUGCAAAGGAAUUUGGUGACCGCUCAGCAGAGAGAAGGGCCUACUGCAACCUAGGGAAUGCAUUUAUCUUCCUGGGAGAGUUUGAGGUGGCAGCUGAGCAUUACAAGAGGACUCUGCAGCUGGCUAGACAGCUGAAGGACCGGGCGGUGGAAGCUCAGGCCUGCUACAGCCUGGGCAACACCUACACCCUCCUGCAGGACUACGAGCGGGCCAUCGACUACCACCUCAAACACCUCAUCAUCGCACAGGAGCUCAAUGACCGGAUUGGUGAGGGCCGGGCCUGCUGGAGUUUAGGGAACGCUCACACGGCCCUGGGGAACCACGACCAGGCCAUGCACUUCGCUGAGAAACACCUGGAGAUCUCCAAAGAGACUGGUGACCGCAGCGGAGAGCUGACGGCCCGUAUGAACGUGUCGGACCUGCAGAUGGUGCUGGGGCUGAGCUACAGCACCAACACCUCCACCUUCUCCGAGAACCCCAUCAGGGACCUGGACCAGAACCUCCACGGAGCCAGGCCAAGGAUGGGACGAAGACACAGCAUGGAGAACCUGGAGCUCAUGAAGCUCACCCCAGACAAGAUCAAUGGUCAAAAGUGGAGCAGUGACAUCCUGACCAAGCAGUCCAAACCCUCCCUGGCUAAGACCUCCUCCAAGCUUUUCUUUGUCAACCGUCUACGAAGCAAGAAGCACAAGGCAGGAAGCUCCAGUAAAGUCCUACAGGACACCAGUAACACCCUCCAGACCACGGCCCAUGGACCACAGAAGGAGAGAGUGACAGCUGCUGACACCAAGUAUUCAUCCUGUCAGAGAGCCAGUCCAGAUAUGCUCGGUGACGAAGGCUUCUUUGACCUGCUGAGCCGUUUCCAAAGCAACCGGAUGGAUGAUCAGCGCUGUUCCAUACAUGAGAAAACCAGAUCAGUCAGCACCAGCUCAUCUGACGCUCCACCCAGAGCCUUGAGGAAAUCACUGUCCGAGUCGGCAGCAGUAGCUGGCCUGGGGUCUGCCUCUGGUGUCCAGGGUCGCCGGGUAGAGGACGGUGAAGGCCCAGAGGGUAGUUUGCCCGGCCUUCGGCUGAACCAGCACAGAAGCCAAGGUGUCCUCAGCCACCUAAUAGCGAACGUAGACAACGCCGAGCCUGACGACAACUUCUUCGACAUGCUUGUCAAGUGCCAGGGUUCCCGUCUCGACGACCAGCGUUGUGCCCCUCCUCCGGCCCGAGGCCCCACUGUCCCAGACGAGGACUUCUUCAGCCUCAUCAUGAGGUCCCAGGCCAAACGCAUGGACGAGCAGCGGGUCACCCUGCCCUCUACUGCAAGCUCCGCAGCAUGGCCCGACUCCCACUAGGCCUUGCCCAGGGAGAGGGCCCUGACAGUGGGAGGAAAACCUCGAGCACUGGGCAUCUCUGGAGGAAACCAGUGUAUGAGCAUGUGCACUUGUAAAGAUGAAGACAUGGCAAUUAUCAAACUGGGGAAAGGGCGUUUAUAUAGACUACAUUUCACUUGGUCUUUUAAGUCUUUACCAGAGACCACAAUGGUGUGGUCCCAGUUGAAAGCACUAUUAGCAUAUAAUGUUGUACCAUAUAGGGAACAUUUUUGUACAGUGGAAACAUACAAGAAUUCUAAAGGAACCCGCUGAGGGUUCUAGACACUAUCCAGACAACUGUUCUCCAUCUUUCCUAAAGGGAAAGGUUUAAUCUUGUACUCUUUCUAGACCUUAACUGGACGUAUAGUACAUGUAUCUGCACAGAUGAACAUGAACUAACAUUAGACCAGCAUUUUUAUGAAUAAUUCUUAUUUUUGUAUGAUUUUAUAUAUGACAGUUUCACUACUACCCAAGUAUGUAUCUUUAGAUACAUAAGUGAUGAUGGCAGAUGUGUAUUUAUUGUACUUAUUGUAAAGAAAACAAUGUUUUACAAAGCUCUUCCAUACUGCUGUUUUCAGCUCUACUCUUGGCUUGAUGUGGUUGGUUUGAUUUGCACCAGAUGUUUCUGAUGUAGAUUGGACUGUCAGGUACAGCACUGUCUUUCGGAGUUGUUUUUUUUUGUCUGUGUUUGUUAAUGGUCAUGAAGGGAGGGAGGGGAUUCCUCAUUUAGGAGAGAAAUUGUAAAAUAACUGCUUUUUCAGCCUAAACCAUCUGUGAUACAGUUAUCAAUUUACCUGUAGGGGCACUGAUGCUUUUUAAAAAAAAUGAAAUCAGAGGAAUAAAGCCUCAUUGA
Molecule: messenger RNA, 3931 nt
Organism: Esox lucius (northern pike)
Lineage: Eukaryota; Metazoa; Chordata; Actinopteri; Esociformes; Esocidae
Gene: gpsm2
Product: G protein signaling modulator 2
Exons: 12
Coding region: 1036-3060 (674 amino acids)
Molecular function (GO): GTPase regulator activity; protein binding
Source: RefSeq, a predicted model, not a curated record